AUGUCUUGCCCUAACAACUGUGACGCUCUGCCUUCGGGAACAAAGCGCAUACAGAAGUGGACAUUCACAGAAACGCCAGAUACUAUCAAACGCCACAUGCCUAUCGUCGAUGGCAAGUAUCAUGAUCCAGAUACAUGGGAGGUUAAAGAGAUUGCCCCCGGGCAACAGUGUAUUGCCGGUCCACCCGUGAUUGACCAAUACUGGCAUAACUUGAUCGCCGGCCCCCAUGACCAGUUCAAAGCCUUGAGAGCGAGCUUUUGCAAGGACACCACUGAGUUCUUAAUUCGCCUAGGUGAAUUUCUGAAGCUGGAACAGUGCAAGAUUCACUCCGUCAAUGCUGCUGAGUUUUCUGUCACUGUCAUCAUCGAAACAACACGAAAGCGACACGAAAUAACCGAUGCUAUGAUAGCCUCCCGCUUAUUGAAUACGUUCGAUUGA
This is a messenger RNA of Colletotrichum truncatum, 438 nucleotides long. RefSeq lists its product as uncharacterized. The record is from RefSeq and is a predicted model, not a curated record. Lineage: Eukaryota; Fungi; Ascomycota; Sordariomycetes; Glomerellales; Glomerellaceae.